Molecule: messenger RNA, 2862 nt
Organism: Eimeria maxima
Lineage: Eukaryota; Apicomplexa; Conoidasida; Eucoccidiorida; Eimeriidae
Product: myosin heavy chain, putative
Exons: 17
Coding region: 1-2862 (953 amino acids)
Source: RefSeq, a predicted model, not a curated record
AUGCCUCCACAUGCACAAACAGCAGCAGCAAACGUAAAAGAGCAGAAGCAGCAGCGACAACAGCGGCUUCUGCAGCAGAUGCAGCAGCAGCAGCAGCGGCUAGAGGUCCCGUGCCUCAUAACGGCAACCGCAGAGGGCGGCCCAGAGGAUCAUUCAAACGCAGCAAACAUUGAAUCGGCAAGGAAGCAGCUGCGUGAUCACUGCUGCUCACAGCGCUGCAGCAGGUGCAGCAGCAAGUCAGCAGCAGCAGCGGGAGCAACAGCAACAGCAGCAGCAGCAGCAGCAGCAAUGGGAGAACCAGAGAAUGGAGGUGGCAGCACCUCCUCUGCUGCUCUGCGGCUAGCGCAGGCUCGACAGCGCCUUAGGCAAAUGGCUGCAUGCACACAAUCUCUUCUUGAGCGAUGCAACGACAGCGCAGCAAAGCCCAAGGAGGUGCAGGUAGAGGAGCUGCGAGCUCGUCUUGCUGCUGCUGAUGAAGCGUUUAUGCAAUCGCAGCAGCAGCACGAAGAGAAGGACAAGGAUACUUUAAAGAGGCAGCUGCAGCAACUGCAGCAGCAGCAAAAGAAACAAAAAUGUAAGGCGGAGGAGAAAGAGGAGAAACUACAGCGGCGAUUACACCAAUUAGAAGCAGAAGUUGUUGCUGCUAAGGCAAGUGCAGCAGAAGCAUAUACGACAGCACAAAAGCGCGUCGUACAGCUAAGUUGCGAUCUAGAGGAAGCAGCAUCAAGCAAGGAUUCGCUGCAGCAGCGAGUGCAGAGCUUAGAAGGGUUGCUGCAGCAGCAGCGGGAGCAGCAGCAGCAGCAGCAGCAGCAGCAUCAGGCAGCCACGCAAGCCCUUCAGGAUGAACUCGCUCAACUGCAGCAGCAGCUGCAACGCGAGAAGCAGCAGCACCAGCAGCAGGUGGCAGUCCGAUUGCAGCAACAGCAGCAAAUGUUGGAGAAGCUCAAGCAGCAGCAGCAAGAGACAGAAACGGCACAUCUUCAGGCUUUAAAAUUGGCUGCUGACGACAGCCGCCUUGAGAAGGAGGCGCUGCAGAUGGAGUUGAAUGCAGCAAAGGAGAAGUUUGCUGCUGUUCGCAGCAUCAAGGAAGGAAGUCUGCGGCGCGAGAAGGAGGAGCUGCAGCAGCAGCUGGUAGAAGCAGCAAAGCGGCAGGAGCAGCUGCAGCACCACGAGGAGCUGCAGCAGCAGCAGAAGCAGCAGCAGCAGCAGCUGCUAGAUUGCACAAGAGACCUAAAAGAGACAGAACUGCAGCGCCAAGAUCUCCUUGCCGAGCUCAUGCAGUGGCAGAAGUUGGCUGCAUGUGGGGCGCUGCAGUUUACAAGCAGACAAGCAGAAGCAGAGCUGCAGCAGCUGCAGCACCAGCAGCAGCAGCUACAGCGGGAACUUGCACACCAAAAAGACUCAGCAGCUGCCCUGAAGCUGCAGCUGGAGGAAGCAGAGCUGCAGCAGCAGCAGCAGCAACGGCAAUAUCAGCGUGAGCUCUCUGCAGAGAAAACAGCAAACGAGCUUCUGAAGGUAAAGCUUGCUGGGGCAUUGAAUGCAACAAGCGAGCAGAUUGAGCGUCUGCUGCAGCCCACUGCAGCAGCAGCGGCAGACGGAAGCAACAACAGCAGCAGCAAACAGCUGCAAGAGCAGCUCGCGGAGUCCCAAGAGGAGAUGCAGCGCAUGAAGCAGCUGCUGCAGCAGCAGCAGCAACUGCUGCAGCGCCAGGAGACGGAGCUGGAGAGGCUACAGCAGAAUGAGGGGAGACGCGCGAGUGCUGCACUUGAGAAUGAGCAGCUUGCAAAGGAGAACGCUCGCUUGAAGGCCGAGCUGCAGCGCAAAGCCGCAGAGGCAGCGGAGCUCGAGAAGCGCCAGAGCCAGCUGCUGAAUGAGCUUUCUGAUGUCUCUGUUUGUUUGGGCAGAGAACGCAGCCUCCAAACGCAGCUCCAACGGGCCCUGGAGCGGGUGUCUACGUUGGAAUCGAUGCUGCGUGGGGGGUCAGGGGAAGCUGCGAAUCAGGCCGAAAAAGUGCAGACACUGGAAGCAGAAAUCGACAGGACGAAGCAGAAGAUGGAGCUGCUGCAGCAGCAUUGCGUCCAGCAGAUAGCGUACCGCAUCUUCUGCGAUAUCAUUGCUGUGGUAGGGGAGACAGAUGAAGACGAGACAGUAAUUAUGCAGUGUCUCUACGCUACCCAUGACGGUGUACUUGUCUUCUCACGACAGCAGCAGCAGCAACAGCAGCAGCAAGAGAAGCAGCAUCUAGAGGAGGGACAACAAGGGAAGCAGCAGCAGGAGCAGAAAGAUCAAACUCCCCAGAAGCAGCAGCAGCAGCAGCAGCAGCACGACAGCACACAGGAGGGCGAGAAGUGCACAGAAGCAGCAGCAAAUGCAGCUGCGGGAGGCAUCGUUGCUGCACCAAACUGCAGCGACUCGGCAACAGCAGCAGCAACAUCCGCACCAGGACCAGCGGCAGAAACAACACCAGCAGCAGCACCACCAGCAGCAGCAGCGGCAGAAGCCGACGAUGCCAGCACCUCGCCGCCUUCGUCUGCUGAUGCCACUGCCUCCCCUCGGUCUCUCAGCCCUCAGCAGCCGCACCAACAAGCGCAGCAGCAAGCGCCGCCGCCGCCACCGCCGCCGCCGCCGCAGCAGAAGGAUGAGGCGCUGCUGCGUUUUGCCAAGUCGCGGUACCGCGUCUCGUUUUUGAACUUCUAUGGCGAUUUGCUUCAGAAGGAUCAGCAACUCAGCGGGCGCGCAUUAUCACAGCCUUGGCCUGCAUUUGUUGCAUAUCUUUGUUUGGAGGAAUUGCGUCGACUUUCUUCCUUAUUUGAGGGAAGAACGCCGCGUAAUAUUCACGGCAUGUUGCUUCCUCUGUCUUAA